Messenger RNA from Crotalus tigris (Tiger rattlesnake), 2040 nucleotides. It is a transcript of the gene SRPK2, whose product is annotated as SRSF protein kinase 2. Gene Ontology annotation, biological process: spliceosomal complex assembly; protein phosphorylation; regulation of mRNA processing. Gene Ontology annotation, molecular function: protein kinase activity; ATP binding. The transcript is spliced from 10 exons. The record is from RefSeq and is a predicted model, not a curated record. NCBI's taxonomy places the organism in Eukaryota, Metazoa, Chordata, Lepidosauria, Squamata, Viperidae. The coding region runs from base 214 to 2025 and encodes 603 amino acids.
UUAAGCCAAUUUUUUUUUUCUUUUUUCGCUAGGACUCUCUCUUGCCAUCCCUUAGAUUUCUUGCAGACCUGCAGGGUCACUUCCCCAAAGCCGUCAAGAGCUUAGGAUGUGCCUGGACAGGCAAGCAAGCCGGUUUUGAGGAGCUUCUGGUUAUGUCGGUUCAGAGGAGGAGGAGGAAUCCCUCCCUCUCCACCACCCCCCUGUAUAAAAUAAAUGGUAUUUCCUGCUUUCAUAAACAGUCAUGUGCACUAUUGGCCAGGCCGACGACGGUGCCUCUGGAUCUCUUUCUUUCCCAGCACUGUUGAAUCAGAAUCGGUCUCCCCGCCGAAGUGCAAGGACCCUUUCCCGGCCGUCUGCAACAAAGGGGACUUCACGGGAAUAAGGCAGUCGGAAGAGCAGGGGCAGGCCUGUCGUGUUGGUUGUGAAUAUUUUCUGAUUUUUCCAGAAAUCAAGCAGAAGAUUGAGCUGCUGAUGUCAGUUAACUCUGAGAAGUCGACCACUUCAGAAAGGCCAGAGCCUCCACAAAAAGUUCCCUCCGCACCGCCGCCACCUCCUCCUCCACCACCACCGUUGCCAGAACCGACCCCGCCGGAACCAGAGGAAGAAAUUCUAGGAUCCGAUGAUGAGGAACAGGAAGAUCCUGCAGAUUAUUGCAAAGGUGGCUACCAUCCAGUGAAAAUUGGAGAUCUUUUCAAUGGUCGAUAUCACGUUAUCAGAAAAUUAGGAUGGGGUCACUUCUCUACAGUCUGGCUAUGCUGGGACAUGCAGGGGAAACGGUUUGUCGCAAUGAAAGUUGUGAAAAGCGCUCAACAUUAUACGGAGACAGCCUUGGAUGAAAUAAAAUUGCUGAAGUGUGUCCGUGAAAGUGACCCUAACGAUCCAAAUAAAGACAUGGUGGUGCAAUUAAUUGACGACUUUAAAAUUUCUGGCUUGAACGGCAUACAUGUCUGUAUGGUUUUUGAGGUACUCGGACAUCACCUUUUAAAAUGGAUAAUUAAGUCCAGCUAUCAGGGCCUUCCGAUCCAUUGUGUAAAAAGUAUAAUAAAACAGGUAUUGCAGGGUUUAGAUUACCUCCACAGCAAAUGUAAGAUCAUUCAUACGGAUAUCAAACCAGAAAACAUCUUGAUGUGUGUAGAUGACACCUACGUGCGGAGAAUGGCGGCGGAAGCUACUGAGUGGCAGAAAGCAGGAGCCCCUCCUCCCUCUGGCUCCGCAGUGAGCACUGCCCCACAACAAAAGCCUAUCGGAAAGAUAUCUAAAAAUAAAAAGAAGAAACUAAAAAAAAAGCAAAAGAGGCAGGCCGAGCUGCUAGAAAAACGUUUGCAGGAAAUAGAGGAACUGGAGCGAGAAGCGGAGAGGAAAAAAACAGAAGAAAAUGUAACCUCUACUACUCCGUCCAACAAACAAGAGGACGGGUACCAUCCCGAAGUUAAACUAAAAACUGUAGAGUUAGAGGAAGUGGCAGACGAAGAACCUGGGAACGAAGAAGAUGGAGACACAGAAGACCAAGACGAGAAAGACGACACGGAAAAAGAAAAAGACACGGAGAAGGACGAGGACCUGGAACAAGAACUGGCCAAUUCAGAGUCCGCGGAUCCCGCUUGGAUAGAAUCUCCCAAAACCAAUGGCCACAUUAUAGAUGGCCCUUUCUCCCUGGAAGAGCAGAUUGAGGAGGAAGAGGAAGAGGAAGAGGAGGAGGAGGAAGAAGGCCCGAAUGCCGAGCAAUAUAACCUCGAUGCGCCCGACGCGAAAAGCGAGUACAGCUACAGCAGCUCUUACGAACAAUUUAAUGGCGAAUUGCCAAACGGACGUCAUAACAUUCCAGAAUCACAAUAUUCGGAAUUCUCCGCUUCGGCGUUCCCCGGAGCUUUAGAUUCCAUCGCUUGUGGUUUGGCGGUUUCUGAAGAGUCGACCGUAACCGAAAGAGACGGAAGCACUCCAUCCCACGACAGGAGCAGGACGGUUUCAGCAUCCAGCACCGGAGACUUGCCAAAACGUAAGCAUUUUCGUUACUGUGACCGUUAACCGUGAUCUUAACCG